Messenger RNA from Paralichthys olivaceus (Japanese flounder), 4165 nucleotides. RefSeq names its product 5'-nucleotidase, cytosolic IAa (gene nt5c1aa). Gene Ontology annotation, biological process: adenosine metabolic process; nucleotide metabolic process. Gene Ontology annotation, molecular function: magnesium ion binding; 5'-nucleotidase activity; nucleotide binding. The record is from RefSeq and is a predicted model, not a curated record. Gene Ontology annotation, cellular component: cytoplasm; cytosol. NCBI's taxonomy places the organism in Eukaryota, Metazoa, Chordata, Actinopteri, Pleuronectiformes, Paralichthyidae.
AUAAUGAGUGGAGAGAGAAAGAGAGAGGCACAGAGAUAGCAGCAGAUGGACUGCUGCACACUGACGGACUGUAUGUGUGACAAAUAACAGAGGAGUGUUUGUGUUUGUGUUUGUGUGUAUAGGAUCAUGGUUGUGAAUGGGUGAGUGUCUUUCAUGUGCUCUGGUAUUGGAUGCAGAGAACAAUAAUCCUCCUGGAGAAAAGGACACAGAGUGGACAGCAGACUGAGCACGCUCCACACUUCAGCUGCUUUCAGUGCAGGUGCAAGCUCAGCAGUCUGUGGUGAGACUCAUGUCAGUGUAGGAGUUUCUCCAUAAAUGCUGGAGACUGUAGCGGGACACCACGGUCACAUCUUGUUUUUACUUUAGCCUGAGAGGACACAUUUGUCUUCAUCAGCAGCCAGGACUGUUUGCAGUUUGCACCUUUGGGAGCACGAGAAGACGCCAUAGACAAGAUUCUCUAUGAUGAAGAUGAGUCUGGACCCGGUGCAGGUGAUGAGCGGACAGGUCAAGGAGCUCAGAGUUACCCCCUCGUCCAACGGAGACAGCAGAGGAUCAUGGGAGGAGAAGGAAGAGUUUGAUCAGGAUAACUUGGGCCUCGGCACCAGGCCAAAACCAGUGACAGGGAGACGAGCCCGGAAGGUGGAGGGAGGCGUGUUCUUCCCAAAGCCUGAGAACGCAGUGACCGUUGCCGUUUCCUCUCGCGUCCUUUUUCGGACUGAGCGUGAGCAGAAGGUGUUUGAGCAGGAAGGAGUGGAGGAGUAUCUGAGAUUCCAGAUCGAACACGAGAACGAGCCCUUUGCCCCUGGGCCAGCUUUCCCAUUUGUCAAAGCUCUGGAGACAGUCAACACUGGUCUGCGGGAGCUGUACCCACAAAGUGAAGAGCUGUUUGACAUUGUUUUGGUGACAUACAACCACGCACACGUAGGAAUACGACUUAUCAACACCAUCAACCAUCACAACUUGUUCAUUGAGAGGUUUUGCAUGACGGGGGGAAGCAGUCCUAUCGGCUACCUGAAGGCCUGGCAAACCAACCUCUACCUGUCCGCUGACGCUGACAAGGUCAGGGAGGCACUGGCUGAGGGCAUCGCAGCAGCCACCAUGUUCAUGCCAGAGAAGCAGACGGAGGUAUCAGAGUCCCAGCUGAGGGUGGCGUUCGACGGAGACGCUGUCCUCUUCUCUGAUGAGUCGGAGCGCAUCUUCAAGGCCCACGGGCUGGACAAGUUCUUCGAACACGAGAGGGAGAAUGAGGACACGCUGUUGGAUCAUGGUCCCCUGAAGGGCUUUCUGGAAGCACUGGGGAAGCUCCAAAAAAAGUUUUACGCCAAAGGCAAACGCAUGGACUGCCCCAUCCGGACCUACUUGGUGACAGCUCGCAGCGCGGCCAGCUCUGGGAUUCGGGCGCUGAAGACGCUCCGGGCGUGGGGCUUGGAGAUUGAUGAGGCCCUGUUUCUGGCGGGAGCCCCGAAGGGCCCAAUGCUGGAGAAGAUCAGGCCUCACAUCUACUUCGACGAUCAGAUGUUUCACGUGGAGGGAGCGGCCGAGAUGGGCACCAUCGCUGCCCACGUGCCCUACGGCAUUGCACAGAAACACAACGCCAAACAGAUACCCGGUGUGGGGAAGUAGACAGCAAGACUCAGGAUUAAGCUGGAAACGGAACAAGAGAAGAAGUGUGGAGUGGAGGACGUCUGGAGAGAUUGGAAAGAUGACAUUUUAUUGUAUGUGGAAAUGUAUCAUUUCCACAAUGUAGGAAUUGUAUUUUAAGUGUCUUUUAUCACUGUGCAAACUGUUUUAGCUUAUAAUCUUAGUCCAGGUAGAGGUCAAGUAGAGGUCUGGUACCUGAGGUGGCAUGUUAAAGUGUUUCGUGUUAACUUGAUUCAUAUGCAUGGGUGCAUAUAACUUUUUUUGUCUGGUUCUCGAGAGAUCAGCGGGAGAAGAAUGACACUUUAACGUGGUAUUAUUUAUUUUUGAGGGAAAAAAAUCAAAAAUGUAUCAGAUUAAUGAAUCAAUCACAUUUUAAUUUGCAUAUAUUCACAAGCCUUAUUCACAAACCAAAUUUUGCUCAUAGGGCUCAACAAAGUGCGACAUCCUCUGAGGCUGAGGAAAAACGACACCAAAAAACUUUUGACAGGGAGAAAAACACAGAAACUCAGAGGGAGUCAAAGGUGAGGGAUCCCUCUCUCUCAGGGCGGACAGAUGUACAACAGAUGUCACGUGUAAUGGAGCACAUCAACAAAAACAACAAUUUUUACAACACUCGUGGGAAAAAAUGUGUUUAUCAUAACUACAGAGGUAUCAGUGUUAAAAGUGUUAAAAGAGCAAGUCUGAGGAGCAGCACUGACAAGUGUAAUGAUAGAGGUACUGUCAGUAAUGGUAGUACACAUGAGUAGUCACAUUGUAUAUCUAAGCAAUCUAGUUGUAAUCAUAAUCCACGAUCAGAUGACGGACCUGCAACGUUAAAGCACAAGGACUCCGGGGACGAAGUCAAGUCAGUAAUGAAAGGAUUCAUAUCUAAUUUGGAGCUCAUGAAUUGGUCAUCUCAGUUGACCAGCCUUGUCCCUGUCAGCUUCACUGUCUUUCCUGUACCUGUGUAUCAGCGGUCCAGUAGGUACCAUCAGCUCAUCACUGCUGGGAGCAGAAGAGGGAGACCAUCUAUUCAUUUGAAUGGUAUGAAACUUUCCGAGUUCCACCAAGGAAUGUUCUGUUAAUGCUGCGGUUAUGUGCACCCCUGUAUGUGUCUACACAGGAAUUUCAAAGGUGCUUGAUUGCCAUGGCAACCUGAACCUCUUACUCUCACUACCGCAUGCAUUCAUGAGGAAGAAGCCUCUUCAGCUGGAGGAUUACAGAGUGAAUGGAUUCGCUGUUUAAGUAAAGCACAGACUUGACUCUUUCAGUGAUUGAGCCAUAAGCACAAUGCAGAGACACUAUAAGGUUUAAUGUUACAGUGCUGUGCAUGAGAGUCCUGACUCAAAGUUUAUGUUUCAUUCAUUUCAGAUUGACUUCAUGAGAAUGUGACACUGCUAGACUACUAUGCAAAAAGUAUUUAGCGUAUGUUACUGCAGAUAGAGAUAUUAUAUACUAGUGUUUGUCCAAAAUAAAUAUAGGAAGCCAUACAUUUCAGUUGGGGCCUUAAAUUCAAGUAAGACACAGAUUUCAACCAGACCAGCAGUUUGGUCAGUGCAGCACUUUGAAUUGUGCGAUGCAUUCAAAUUCAGUGCAGACAGUAAUAGUCACGACAAUGAAUCCUCCAAAAUCCAUGAGUUAUUUCCAUCACCACUAAGGUGAGUGUCCUCAAAGGCCAUCUGAGGUCAGCACAGGACAGAGCAGCCUGAUCAAGAUGGAGGGAAUUCUGAUCAUUCUGUUCUGAAAUGGAAUGAAAUGUUUGAUAAGAACUCGCUCAGGCCGAAAUGGAAGGUGACAAUUUGACCCCAGUGUCAAAUGUUUUAAAUUUACAUUUGAGGAUUUUACUGCAAAACAGAAGUGUAUUUGUUUCAAACAACAGUUACUAUAUAUACCUCAGGUUGUUGUGUACCCAUGGAAAUUAGUUAUCUUAAUAUGGUUUCAGAAAAAUGAGCCAUCAACCUUUGGCACAACUUGGUGAUGGGGGAAAAUGAUCAUAGCGAUGAUAAACUGAGCCCUGUGUGUGUAAAUGGUGCCACCAUUAAAAAUCAAACAAUUUGUUAUUGCCGUUAAUUUAACAAAGGCAAAAACGGACACUUAAUGUAAAACCAUAUAUUUGUUUACUGUUCAAAAUGUUACUUGAACAUUUUAGGGAAGGAUUGAUCUGUUAUCUUUGUGCGUUAGAAAGAAUGUAUGUGUACAUGUACUUUUGUGUACGUACAGCAUGAUGUACAUGGACAUUGUAACACUUGUAUAAUGGUGAUCAAACAUCAACAUGAACUUGUAACAGUGACACAGACUUUGUGUAUGUGUGUGUGUGUGUAUGAAUGAAGUGAACGAUGACUGACAAUUGGCAAUCUACCCCCCCACAUCACUAGCUCGUUUUACCCCACAACCACCAUUUUGACUGUUGCAUAGCUCAGAUUAACAGUAAGGUUAAGUUAAUUAGGUUUGUAGCUCACAUUGACUUAAAUGAACACGUCACAAUGACCAACAUGUCUAUUUGAAUUGAGAUAGAAGACUGAUACAUGAUGAAUUCACUUUGCAU